AUAAAACAGCACAUUAGAAAGGUUAGGCCCAAAUGAGUUCGACCUUCGUCUUCCUCCUCGUCGGCCGGUUUCGUCACCGACGGCGAAAAUGUGUGUGAACAUUUUUCAAGUUUCAAAUAUAAUGCAAUAUGCUGCCACUUCUGGAGAUACUACCUCUGAACAUGUCUUUCAUCUUUUGGAUGUGUGAUAUACAAUCUCAAACUAAAAAUUAGCUCUUGAGUCUUGAGUGACAGAGAGAUUGAGAGGAAUGGAUAGAGGAAAAUUGGUUGUGGAGAGGGUACAGGGGAAGUCAACUCUAACCCGAUGUUUCUCAAAGUAUCCCUUUAAAUUCAUCAACCCCAACAAGGUUGGUGGUGAUGCUGUGUGGGUUUACACCAUCACCUAUGGUGGAGGCAUUGUCUCUGGUGACUCCAUUGAUUAUGAUAUUGAGGUGGGGGAUGAUUGUAUGGCAGUGUUGACCACCCAAUCUUCUACCAAGGUUUAUAAAUCUAUAGGAUCAAAAUGUUCUAAGCAAAGUUUGGAGGCGAUUGUUGGAAGCGGUGCACUCUUGGCUCUUAUUCCAGAUCCGGUAACUUGUUUUUCCACCGCAAAGUAUUCCCAAAUGCAAGUUUUCAAACUAAAACCUCAAUCAAGUUUGCUUGUUGUUGAUUGGAUAACAAGUGGUCGUUAUGAGACGGGAGAAAAAUGGGCUUUUUCUCACUAUAAGAGCACCAACUGCAUUAUUUUACAAGGCAAUGAGCCUUUAUUUCUUGACACGGUGUUGUUAGAGAAGGGAAGUUGUGGCUUGGAUCAGCUGCAGCACUACCAUGCAAUAGCCAUGAUAAUUAUUUUGGGGCCUAAAUUGAAGCUUAUUCAGGAUCAAAUCCAGAAAGAUGUCAAGAAAUUAAUGUCUCAGCCUUUAUUUAGCAAAGGUUCUUCGAAAGAAGCCAAACCCAGUUUUCUUGCUUCUUGCAGUACCUUUGGCCAAAAGGGGCAAGGCGUCGUUGUUAGGGUUGCAUCCACAACCACUGAAUCGAUCUACAACUUCUUGCAGCAACAAUUGGCCAGUAUGGAAGUAUUGCUCGGCGCUCCUCCCUAUCAAUAGAUAAAGACCGUAAGGGAAAUUCAUUUAAAAUUCAGGUCUAUCGAACAACUAAUCAUGCAUGGCCUAGCUAUCGAGCAAAGUUUGGAGUGUAAUAGUCUGCAAAUUACGCCUGCGGAAGAAGCCACCCCAAAUAAGUAAUACUUAGGUAACAACCUUGAAUUAAUUUUUUUUUUAUAUAUAUGCUACAUAAUACAUUUGCAUGGUAGAGAUUAAUUUAAAUUUUUUUAAAUAUUUUUUUGUCACAAUGAGAAUAAUAUAUUAUUUAUUAAAAAGAAAAUUAUGUGACUUUAUAAAAGCAUGCAUGGGAAAGAAAAGUUGCAUGGCUUCACUUUCCACGUAUGUGAAGUCUUCAUGUUUGUGUGUAGUUUAUGUAAAAGUAGAAAAGUUGAUAUAUAAUGGUCAGAAUGUUCAUUUUGAUUCUUUUAAAUGUAUCUUAUUAGAAACUAAAAUAAA
Messenger RNA from Andrographis paniculata, 1537 nucleotides. Its product is annotated as urease accessory protein D-like. The record is from RefSeq and is a predicted model, not a curated record. The transcript has 10 exons. Bases 248 to 1084 code for a protein of 278 amino acids. NCBI's taxonomy places the organism in Eukaryota, Viridiplantae, Streptophyta, Magnoliopsida, Lamiales, Acanthaceae. Gene Ontology annotation, molecular function: nickel cation binding.